Messenger RNA from Camponotus floridanus (Florida carpenter ant), 1695 nucleotides. Its product is annotated as cytochrome P450 4C1-like. The record is from RefSeq and is a predicted model, not a curated record. The transcript is spliced from 12 exons. Bases 91 to 1497 code for a protein of 468 amino acids. Lineage: Eukaryota; Metazoa; Arthropoda; Insecta; Hymenoptera; Formicidae. Gene Ontology annotation, molecular function: monooxygenase activity; oxidoreductase activity, acting on paired donors, with incorporation or reduction of molecular oxygen; iron ion binding.
AUUGUAUUAAUUAUACUGGCAUGCAUUGCCAUAAAAUACUGGAUUUUAAAUUACCGGCGGGAACAAUUAUCUAUUAAAAUAUUAAAUACCAUGCCUGGUCCAAAAUCAUAUCCGCUCAUUGGAAGUACCUAUUAUUUUUUUCGGCAUAAUUCUAAAGACUUUUUGGAUAUUGUGAUUAAAUUGACAAGAGAUUAUUUGUCUCCAUGUAAAUUUUGUCUAGGCAACAAAUUAGUCAUUGUAAUAUAUGAAGCAGAUCAAAUACAGGCAAUUUUACAAAACAGUGUGGAUAAAAGUGUAGCAUAUAAACUUAUGGAACCAAUUUUCGGCAAAGGAAUACUCACAGCUCCUGUAUCUAUAUGGAUUAAAAAUCGUAAAAUAAUAACACCAAGCAUUAAUACAAAUAUGUUACGAAAGUUAUUUGAUAUAUUUGUUCAACAAUCUUUAAUAUUAACAGAUGAAUUAGAAACAGUUGGACUAAAUGGAAAUAAAACUACUCUUCUUGAACAUAUAUUGAAGUGUAAUCUAAAUGCUGCGUGCGGCACACUGACGAACAUGAAAAUGAAUAAUUUUUCAAAUGAAAUCAAUCAUCUUAUUCAAGUAAUAAUAAGCGACAAAAAAAUAUUUAAACUAAGAUUACGAAAUGUACUUUUAUAUCCUAAUUUUAUAUUCAACCUUACUGUUAUGGGACGGAAACAUCGAAAGAAUAUGAAUUUCCUAAAUUCUUUUACAGAUAAGUUAAUACAAAUAUCUGCAUUAAAUGAAGAGAAUAUCAAGAAAAAAUAUGAGCCAACUAAAAAAACGCUUAUCGAUAUUCUAAUAGAAGUAUUUCAUGAAGACAAGUUCCCACAAAAGAUAAUACGUGAUAAUUUAAAAACAAUGAUAUUAACGGCUUCCGACACAACCAGUGUUACGAUAGAUUUUGCAAUCUUUAUGUUAGCAAAUUUUCCAGAGAUACAGGAAAAAGUAUAUGAAGAAUUAUUGGAAAUUUAUGGGACGGUAACUCCAAAAUCUGCCCGAAUUAAAUAUGAAGAUUUGCAACAUAUGAAUUACUUGGAUCGUUUCAUCAAAGAAACUAUGAGACUAUUUCCUACUGUUCCUCUUAUUGGACGACAUCUAACAGAGGAUGUAAAAAUGGGGGAAUUUAUUUUACCAAAAGGCGUUGAAAUUGCAAUGCCAAUAUUUAGUCUACAUCGAAAUGAAAAGUAUUGGCAUAAUCCAUUGAUAUUUGAUCCGGACAGAUUUCUCCCUGAAAAAAUAGGAACAUCUUACAACAAUUAUUAUAUGCCAUUUGGUUUAGGACCCAGAAAUUGUAUAGUUUUUAUAGGUAUGAAAUAUGCGAUGAUUUCAAUGAAAGUUACCUUAGCUACUUUGAUACGAACAUUUAUAUUCAAAGUAGAUAAACGCAUUCAGAUAGAUGAAAUUAAAUUAAAUAUGGACAUAACAUUAUCUUCUGUUGAACCUAUAGAAGUUAAAAUUGAGAAACGAGAAUUACGUUAAAAAUAUAUAAAGUAUAUUGUUGUGCCGGGUGCGGAACGAGAUGUGGGAUAUUGCCGGGAUAACCUGUUAAUCUGUGUAGAGGCCUCAACACCUUCUUUCUUUCUUUAUUUCCCUUUUUUUUAUCAAAUCAUUUAUUUCUACUAGAUUUGUUAUACAAUUUGGUUAAAAGGUCUGAAUAUAUCUUAUUUCAUAAUCCUU